Gymnogyps californianus (California condor) is the source of this 1296-nucleotide messenger RNA. RefSeq names its product scavenger receptor cysteine-rich type 1 protein M130-like. The record is from RefSeq and is a predicted model, not a curated record. Lineage: Eukaryota; Metazoa; Chordata; Aves; Accipitriformes; Cathartidae. Gene Ontology annotation, cellular component: membrane.
AUGACGCUGCUGUCAUUUGCUCAGCAUGGGAUGUGGAGCAGAGUCCUGGAUGACCAGUGGGACAUGCAGGAGGCCAGCGUGGUGUGCCGGCAGCUGCAGUGCGGAAAGGCAGAGACAGCCUACACCUCCCUGAAGGCCCAGAGAGGGACGGGUCCUGUGGGGCUGCGAGGGGUCCGGUGCACAGGGCACGAGGCCAACUUGACUCUCUGCAACACCUCCCUGCCUGAGAGCGUGCUGGCAGCAGGGAUUGCAGAGGACGUGGGGGCCGUUUGCUGGGGGAGCCGACAGGUCCGGCUGGUGAAUGGGCCCGGGCGCUGUGCGGGGAGAGUGGAGAUCUACUACCAGGGCAGCUGGGGGACCAUCUGCGAUGACGGCUGGGACCUGCAUGACGCCGCUGUCGUUUGCCAGCAGCUGGGCUGCGGAGGGGCGGUGGAGGCGGUUGGCUCCGCUCGGUUUGGGGAAGGCUCCGGUCAGAUCUGGCUGGACAGCGUGAACUGCUCUGGGGCCGAAGCUGCUCUCUGGGACUGCCUGGCAGAGUCCUGGGGUCAGCACGACUGCUGGCACAAAGAGGACGCAGGAGUCGUCUGCUCAGAGUUCGUGGCCCUGAGGCUGGAGAACGAUGGCUGCUCUGGGCGCCUGCAGGUUUUCUACAACGGGACGUGGGGGAUUGUUUGCUCCAACUCAAUGACUCCCAAAACGGUGUCGCUGGCAUGCAAGUUGCUGGGCUGCGGGGACAGAGGGUCCCUGGAAACACGCCUGCCCUCUGGCAAGGUGUCUGGCCCUGCCUGGCUGGAUCGCGUGGAGUGUGGGGAGAGAAACAACUUUUUCUGGCAGUGUCCCUCCACUCCCUGGGACCCACAGUCGUGCGAUGACCUGCGAGAUGAGACCCACAUCACCUGCAAUGGUUCUGAGAGAGCUUGGGAGCCUUUUCCUGAGGCCGUGUACGAGGAGAUCGCUUACAGCCCAGCGGGGGAGAAGCAGGAGAGGUUCAGCGCUCAGGUGGGCUCCUAUUCAGAGGGGUCCCUGACCAAGCUGCAGCCGUACCCUGGGGACAGCAAGGAGGAGGAUGGUCCAGGGCCAGCACCAGACAUCCCUGUUCUGCCCGGAGGUGACCCAGUGGAUGGCUAUGAUGAUGCCAGGGAGGUUUCUGACCCUGGGGAGGAUCCCGUGUCUGGACAGGGAGACUGGGAAAUGCCCAGGGUGCCAGAGGAGGAGCAGGGCCCAGAGAUGCACCUGGAGGUGAGAGGGAAAGAGAGCGCUGCCGGUUCCUGGGGUGCCAUCCCUGGUGCCGGAUGA